AUGGUCAAGAUCUCAAUCAUCGGCACGCUCAUAGCAGCAGCAAUGUCGGUAACAGCAUAUACACCACCGUGGACAACCCUCCCACCAACCCCCGAACUCCCACAUGCCUACCACGAGGCCCACGCGCCAAUCAACAACAUCUCCCUCUGGUACGGCCUCUACGGCCCCCGCAUUGGCAAAGCCGGCAGCCCCGUCGUCGUCCUUCACGGCGGAAAGAUCUCCUCGCGCUGGUGGGGCCAUCUGAUCAAAUCGCUCGAAUGCGACUUUAGCGUCAUCGCCAUCGAUACCCGCGCGCACGGCCGGUCAACAGAUGAUCUCUCCGUCAAACUAUCGUACGAACAAUUCGCCGCCGACGCAGUUGCCCUCCUCGACCACCUGAAGAUCCCGAAAGCAAGCUUCGUCGGGUGGAGCGACGGCGCCGUAACAUCGCUCACCAUCGCGAUGAACUACCCUGCGCGGGCAGACCGGAUCAUCGCCUUUGGCGCAAACUACCGCCCAGACCAAGCGAACGCAACCGGUCUGGCUGGUGUAACAUUCGGCGAGGAUCUGUAUAAUCGGCAGAAAACGCAGUAUCUGCAACGGAACCCCGAUCCGCAUCCGGAUUUUGAGCGCUUCUAUGAGCGUGUGGUGGCGAUGCAGGAGGUUGAGCCGUUCUGGGACGCGAAGGAUUUCGCCAAGAUUCCGGUUUUCGGGGAGGAUAAAGAUGCCCCGUUUGUGCUUGUUGCCACGGGGGAUUACGAGGAGGCGAUUAUAAGGACUGUGCCGGGGGAGAUUCAUGGGAUGAUUCCGAACUCGCAGCUUACUAUUCUUCCUGGCGUCAGUCAUUUUGCACCAUUGCAGGAUCCAGAAACUUUUGCGGUGUCCGUCAAAGCGUUUCUGAGCAAAGCCAAAUAG
Messenger RNA from Aspergillus calidoustus, 894 nucleotides. NCBI's taxonomy places the organism in Eukaryota, Fungi, Ascomycota, Eurotiomycetes, Eurotiales, Aspergillaceae. The record is from the annotation of a GenBank genome assembly.